GGCCUGCCGGCCGGGCCGAGUAACUUGGGUCUCGAGCGAAUCAGUGUGCGAGUCUCUCUGCCAUUUGCGCGUCGGUACGCGACUCCGCGGUAGUGGUGAUACCAGAAUUCUACGCUGCUUACCGGUGCAUAGAAAACUCAAGCCUUAUUAUUAAGUGCGUUAGCUACCUAAAUACUAUAUCGACCACACGAUUAAAUUGAUCAGCAUGGCGGAUACAGAAACAAAGGACACCAAAGUUGCUACCACCCCAGAGAAGAAAGUUGUGGAAGAAGAAAAAAAAAUAGUUGAAGAUGAUGAUGAAGAUUCAAAGGCAUCUGAGAAUGGGGAAGCUAAGGAAACCAAAGAAAAUGGCUCGAAUGAAGAAAAAGAGUCAAAUGAAAAGGAAGCAGAAUCAACAGCAGAGAAUGGUGAUUCUACAGAUGCUCCUGUUGACAGCUGCUGUAUAAAAAGGAAAUCAACAACUUUAAGUGAUACAACAGAAGAUACUACCACUGAUGGUGCAAGUCCUGAAAAGAAAACAAAACUUGAAGAAAAGUGUGCUGAAACAGAAAGCAAUGGGGAAGCAGAAGCUACAGCCUAAUAUCUUUUACAUUUACUGCAGACUUAAUCUAUAGAUGGAAUUUUAACAGCUAACCGAUAAGUCAAACCAGCCAAAAUUUGUUAUACGUGCAUUAUCAAGAUAGACAAGCACUAAAAGAGAAACUUUAACAUUAUAUUAAUGACUUUCUGUGUUCAGACAUUUGUGUGUUUAUUGCAACCAUUUUCGUGAGUCUAAUUGGCAGUAACAUUGCGUAUAUCCAAAGCAUCACCAUACAUCUUUAUUUUAAAUUACUACCAUUCAUGUUUCCUAUGGUUUUCCACACUGACAUCCACAUACAUAUAUAUUCACUUAGUACUAGAUUUGUGAAGUAAGAAAGAUAUAAAUAAUAUUAGAAAUAAUAUAUUUCUGAUUCAUGAAGAUAGACGACGGUGUGGUGCUCGCGAAAGAUAUUCAUGGAAAGUAUUCCAUAUAGAACUUAUUCUUUCUAAUCCACAGACAUGAGUAUACAUAGACAUCUCAUAUCAGAUAUAGAAGAAACAAUAUUUUUCUGCAAAUAAAAAUACAUUCCUAAAACACAAUAUAUAGCUCACCCACAAAUUAUUAACAUUUAUUGACGAAAAUUAGAAAACGAAUUGUAUUUGUAAAUUCUGACAUAUUCGCAGUAUACGUAAUAUAUGUAUAUAUAUACAUAUAACUGAUGUACAAUUCAAUCCGUAACAAAUAGAUAAAUUACCACCAUGUAUUUAAAUACGUUAAUAUUAAUGCAAUAUAUAAUUUAAAUGGUUUACAAUUUAAAUUUUAAUUAUUUAAUAACAAGUCUGUACUUUAAUCAUCAAAAUUUACAUCAUAUCGUUUAGUAAUCCUUUCAUUGCAAUAGCACAUAAUGCAAUUCGGAAGUAACUUUCAAUGAAACACUUGACAAUAUGUAAUAACUUACGUUUGUAUGUAUAGAUAUGUUGGUGAGCAAAAACGUUUAAUGUUAAAUUUGUGGUAACAGCAAUCAAAUAUGCUGCAUUCAUAACUAAUGAAAAGUUACAUAUCAAAAUCUUCAAAUCUACGUGUGAUUAAAAUAUGGUAACUAUGUAUGUUUGUAAAAAAUAUAAAAGGUCAAAAAGCAAAAGCAAUUUAGUAUAUAUCAUUUAUAAUAUUAUACAUACAAUUGAUAUUAUAUUCUGAUAAAAACUUUUUUGUUACUUCUAGUACAAAUUAUUUUCAUACAAUCAGAAUCAUUGUGUAAUAUUAUUUCUUGUAUAAUGAAUACCUACAAUUUAGCAACGAUUGUUAAGAUUAUAUUAAAACAUGUUCAAUGACGAAAUAGUUGAUUUAAGAACAUUGUUAAUAUAUUUAUGUUAGACUUCUGUUUCAUGUAUAAAAGGGGGAAUAAUGCUAAACAAAAAAUUUUUGUACAUACCAUACAAAUGAUAUAUACAGAGUAAUAAAA
Molecule: messenger RNA, 1982 nt
Organism: Colletes gigas
Lineage: Eukaryota; Metazoa; Arthropoda; Insecta; Hymenoptera; Colletidae
Gene: Df31
Product: integrator complex subunit 4 homolog
Exons: 3
Coding region: 206-580 (124 amino acids)
Source: RefSeq, a predicted model, not a curated record